Pelodiscus sinensis (Chinese soft-shelled turtle) is the source of this 5700-nucleotide messenger RNA. The record is from RefSeq and is a predicted model, not a curated record. NCBI's taxonomy places the organism in Eukaryota, Metazoa, Chordata, Testudines, Trionychidae.
AAUAUUUCACAAUCGCUGCUCCCAACAGGGCCAAGGUGAAGAAGGGAGUGAAUAUUCUUAGUGCGAAGGCCAGUGAUCCCCGGCAAUGGGAUGUGAAGCAGGAAGUGGGGAAUGGUGGAAAACAUUCAACUACAACAGUUAGCUGUCAAAGGAUAGCACCAAAUUCAAGGAACAGAAGUAACAGUUUAUUCAGUGAAGUUGUGCAGAUGAACUUUGAAAUAGCCAGUUUCAGCAGUCUUUCCGGAACUCAGCCAAUCACAUGGCAAGUGGAAUACCCUCGGAAGGGGACAACAGACAUAGCCCUCUCUGAAAUCUUCAUCUGCCAGAAGGACCUGGUAGGGAUAGUUCCACUGGCAAUGGACACAGAAAUUCUGAACACCGCAAUUCUCACGGGAAAGACGGUUGCAGUGCCCAUCAAAGUGGUUUCCAUUGAGGAGAACAGUGCUGUGAUGGACAUCUCUGAAUCGGUGGAAUGCAAGUCCUCUGAUGAGGAUGUUGUGAAAGUUUCUGACAGAUGUGACUAUGUGUUUGUCAAUGGCAAAGAAAUGAAAGGCAAAGUGGAUGCAGUAGUGAAUUUUACAUACCAAUAUCUGAGUGCCCCUCUGCAAAUCACAGUCUGGGUUCCACGGCUGCCUCUCCAGAUUGAUAUUUCAGACACGGAGCUAAGCCAAAUAAAAGGCUGGAGAGUCCCCAUUGUUUCCAAUAAGAGGCCCACAAGGGACAGUGACGAUGAGGAUGAAGAUGAGCGGAAAGGCAGAGGCUGCACUCUCCAGUACCAGCUUCCCAUGGUGCGAGUCCUAACACAAUUUGUUGCUGAGGACUCUAGCCCUUGGAAUCAGCUGAACUACUUGCUGGGUUCUGACUGGCAGUUUGAUAUUACAGACCUAGUGAUUGACUUUAUGAAAUUGGAGGAGCCUCACAUUGCCAGGCUACAAGAAGGAAGGAUUUUGAUAGGACAAGAAGUAGGAAUGACAACAAUCCAGGUUUUUUCUCCUCUGUCCGACUCCAUUCUGGCAGAGAAGACGGUGACGGUACUAGAUGACAAAGUGACCAUAACAGACCUUGGGGUGCAGAUGGUGGCAGGGCUGUCACUUUUCCUCCAGCCAAGCCCAGCAAAUCACCGAGCUAUUGUGGCUUCAACGAUUGCUCAGGAGCUGCUUCAUACCCCUAAACAGGAAGCCAUAAUAAGCAUCUGGAUCCAGUUCAGUGACAGCUCAGUUACUCCAUUAGACAUUUAUGACCCAAAGGGCUUCUCCCUUUCUACCAUAUCUCUGGACAAAUCUGUUGUCUCAACCCAUCAGAGCACCACUCUGAAAUGGCCUGUUGUGGCAGCGGAAGGUGAAGGGCAGGGCACAUUGAUCAAAGUAGACAUGAUGAUCUCUGAAGCCUGCCAGAAAUCCAAGAGGAAAAGUAUCUUGGCCAUGGGCAACAGCAACAUCAAAGUGAAAUUUGGCCAAAAUGAUGCCAACUCCAACAAUGGCGGAGAUUAUGAUGCUGACGUACCAUCAACAAAAUCAGCACCACAGCAAACUACAGAACAUUCCUAUAGACUUCACCAACUUCCCUGCUCAAGUAGACCUCCCAAAAAGCAGUGGGGGCAUGGAGGAGAAUGACCUAGUGCAGACACCCAGAGGCCUUACAAAAUCAGCACCACAGCAAAGUCAAUGAUCAAAAACAAAGUCAUGAAAAACAAUAGGUUGGAUGGAGGCAAACUCUCAGAUGAUGGCCAGCUACAGAACAUUCCUAUAGACUUCACCAACUUCCCUGCUCAAGUAGACCUCCCAAAAAGCAGUGGGGGCAUGGAGGAGAAUGACCUAGUGCAGACACCCAGAGGCCUUAGUGAUUUAGAAAUUGGGAUGUAUGCUCUUCUGGGGGUCUUCUGCCUCGCAAUCCUUGUCUUUCUAAUAAACUGGGCAGCAUUUGCACUGAAAUACCGCCACAAGCAGGUUCCAGUAGAAGGGCAAACCACCAUGACCCACUCCCAUGAUUGGGUCUGGCUUGGAAAUGAGGCAGAACUGCUGGAGAACACAGUGGAUGUAUCACCUCAGCAGGAUGAGCACACAACUAUUAUAGACCGAGGGAUGGGCCACGAGGAAAGCAACCACCUCCUCAAUGGUGGCACUCAAAAGAGCAUCAAGAGCCAAAUCCAUAGGUCUGCUGAAUCAGGGGGGAAGCAUGGAAAAGAGCAGAAAAUGGAACCUUUGCAUUCCCCCACAUCCAAACGAAAGCGGGUAAAAUUCACAACCUUCACCACCAUCCCUCCUGAUGAUGGUUGUCCCACAGUCAACUCUAUCCUGAGUAGCAAUGAUGACGAUAUUAAAUGGGUGUGCCAGGAUAUGGACCUUGAGGACUCCAAAGAGAUAAAAAACUACAUGGAGAAGUUCAAAGACAAAGUGUAGCUCCUAACUGGUUUUCUGGGUUUAACCACACCUUGCUGCCUUCAGUUCUACAGUAUAUAUUGGGACAGAAAAGGGGGAAGGAGGAGGAGGAGAUCAAUAGGAAAAAACAACAAGAAGAAGGCAGUUUCUAUAAUCAGGGAAAGAAAUUUGCCAAACUGUCCAUGGCUUUGGGUUCAUUUGUUUGUUUUUCUUCAGUAGCUGUUUGUGGGUUUGGGCAGUCAAUGGAAUACAAAUAGCAUAAGAAAGUAAGGAAACAGAUUGACCAAUAUGAUGAACUGGGCACAGUGAGGUUGUGAAAAUGUAUCUGAAGGGUCAAAAUAAUAAUAACAAUAUUACAGACAAGGUACCAAAAAUUUUUAAAAAGUGGGAGAGUAAGUUAGUUAAUAGAAAAGACAGACAAACGGUUACUUGUUUAUGUUUAUAAUAAAGUAUCUGAAAUAUGGAGGUAAGACCCAGGAAGAGACAUUUUAGAGUGAUACACAAGCACUUGCUUUCUGUUCUUUCAUCUGAAGGGAAUACUUGUCCCUGGUGUUAAAUAUGGAACAGAAAGAAAUGAUCGGGAGGGGGGCAGGUUGGGGUUUUUUUUAGUAGGCUUCUUUUGGAACUGGACUAUUUUCCACCUGCUGUAGCUUUCUUUAAAAUUUCUUUUAAAAUUGAAUCCAGUAGGUUCUUUAUGAACCAAGAAAUAAUUGUUCUUCUAAAUUAGCUAAUAAUUAUCUUUCUUGUCAUGUGAAGAACUCAGAGGAUUAGCAAAAACUACUAAUUCCAGCAUGGCGUCUCUUCUGAAAGCAUGAGUCUCAGCUGUUUUGUGCUAGCUAGAAACUUGUUCUCUUUGGAGGAAGAUUUAAUUUAGCUUUUGGCUGUGGGUUGGUUAGUGGUUUUUUAAGUGUCCACAACCAAUAUUCCCAUGUUUCACCAAGAAAAGAAGGUGUUUUCUACAUUUUCAUUUUAAAAUAAUAACCAAUAUGACAGACCAAAUGGUGCAUACAUAGUCCUAGUCCUCACUACACGCCCUGCCCAUACUCCUGUUGAUCUAAAAUAUGCAACUUUGAAGUUGACAUACUUAUACCUAAUUACGACUCUGCCUUCCAUACAAUUAGGCUAGAGUGUGACGCUCUCCUAUUGACUCAGCCUACUCUUCUCAUCCUGGUGGAGUACUGGAGUUGAUGAGAGAUUGCUCAGAGGUUGAUUUAUUGUAUCUAAACAGACAUGAUAAAUUGACCUCCAAUGAAUUGAUCACUGCAGUAUUGAUCCACCAUGUAGAGGAAAUAAGCAAGUCCUUACUGAAGCUGAGACCAAGACUACCAAAGCCCAAAUAUGUGCACAGCCUGAUUUUUAUUUUUUGCCAGGUCAGUGAAUUCAUAAUUUGUCCUGUAUUUUCCUCUGAUCAUCUACUCAAUGCCACUAGUUCUCAUGGGGGAUGGGGAAGGGAUGUGUGAAAGAUGUACAUGCAAACAGAAAAGCAGUUUGUCCCAAGCCCAUUUUAUUUCCUUAUGUUAGGGGAGCUGGGUUUUUAGAUGAAUAAUAAUAGUUUGGAGAAAGAGAAAUUCAAAUGACCAAGGAUCAAGCGAUAUCGUGGUCUACUUUAUUUUCAUUUGUUUCUAUUGGACUAGCACAAACAGGACAAUCUGUUACAUUGAAAAUCAGUUGUUUUUAAUAACAAAUAGAAGUUUAGUAAUGCCUCAGAAACAAAUGGGAGAUAAAGGCAGAGCUACAUGGGGCAGUUCCAGUGAUUUCAAUGUCAGUUUCGGAAUCUAAAUGUUGGGGGGAAGUCAGACUCAGAAAACCUUUUCAUAAGUCAAAAGAAAUCUUCAUGUCAAAUCUUUUUGGAAAGCAAUAUUACGUCUUGACUGCUAGCAGAGAGCACUUAUAUUGUUUGUCAACCCUGUCUUUAUCUGUUGAUCCCACCACAUCUAUUUUAUUUUAUUUUUUUAAUUACUAAACUCAGUAGGUUUCUUUUUAUUUUGUUUUCUUUACUUGGACAAAAUGGACCCUGCCACUCAAUAACAUAGAAGGAUGUUUUAACAAGUUAUGCCUAGUAUGCAUUGUAGACUGAAAGAAUGUAAUAUUUAUUUAUACAUCGUAUACAAAUUGUAAUUAAAAUGCUUUACAUGGCUUGACAAGUUAACACGUCUUUGAGGGGGUCAUUUUCUCUUCUUUUUUUUUUUAAAUAAAAAACAAACCAAAAAAAAAAAGACCAAAAACAAAACAGUUUUACCUUCCCCUGGCCUAAUUGCAGAGAAAAUGUACAAACUGCUUUCUGAAAAGAGAAUCGAAGAGUGUAGAGAUUUUACUUCUAUCUCUGACCCUUUUGUUGUAACCCACUCCCAUCUCCCCACCCAGUUUGUGGUGAUGAUGAUGAACAGACAGCAGGAAAGGACAGCAGGCUGACAGUGUCCUUGUUAAUCAUAUUCAUCUUCAUCAUCACCAUGACCCACUCCAGAAAUCUUGCAUCUGACAUGUACAGCUUUAUUUGCAGCCGGUUAUAAGUAAUUGUGAUGCUACUGGGGUGAAUACUUGGAUGUAGAUAUGCUGCAAUGAUUAAUAACUGAUGUUUACAAAGCACCUUUUAUCCCAAAGGAACCCAAAGCACUCUACAAGCUAGGCAAAAUAUAUUAUACACACACACACACACACAAUAUCUCUGAAUCCUAUCUAUGAAAUGCAGCCACCUCUGGGGUGAAAUACCACAGAACCAUCCAGCACAACAGUUAAGGACAGGAAGAAUGAUACCUAUUGAAAAUCCUGGCAGAACAUAGGCAGAAAUUUGGCCAGUACAUUUGCAAUGAAGUGCUAAAGGAUUGUUAAUGAUCUGAACUAGGCAGGCACACUGAUUUACGUCUCCUGUGAUAGAUGGCAGCUCCAGUAAAGUUGUGUGCCCUGUUAUCUCCUGGGUUGUUGGUUCAGUACUGGCUUGAGAAAAUAGGGCCACCUACUCAAACACUGGCAUUGUUCUCUGUAGCACUUGGUUGUUUCUCAGUCACUCUGACCCAGUUUGCCAUCUGUGAUUUGACAGGAGCAGAGCAGGAGGUUGUGUAAGAAAGAUAACACCUUGUUCUACUAUAGCACCUUUCACCAGCUGAUAAUAACAUAUGAAAUUUUGGGCUACCAAGAGCAAGCUGCUGGAGGAUAUACAGCUUGAAGUGUAUGUUCCCCAUGGCAAAUGCAGAAAUUAUUUUAUGGCUAAAUCCAGCCAUUUUUAUCACGCAACAAGUUGGUGUCAGAAAAUGAUUACUGUUUAAGUAAGGAAAUUAUUGUAAUUCCUCAAAAUGUUCAUGUUUUCAUUAAAAAAAAGUUGAAA